Messenger RNA from Closterium sp. Naga37s-1, 1023 nucleotides. The record is from the annotation of a GenBank genome assembly. Lineage: Eukaryota; Viridiplantae; Streptophyta; Zygnematophyceae; Desmidiales; Closteriaceae.
AUGAGUAAUCUCGACGUGGACUGUCUCGCAACGAUCUUCUCCUUUCUCACUCCCGCGCAGAUUUGCCGAUUGGCCCACGUGUCUCGCACGUGGGCGGCAGCAGCGGCGUCUGACGUCAGCUGGGGCCGUCUCCUCCCUCCUCUAUGCGGCUCGACCUGCUUUCAGAAGGCCCUCGAGGCGCAUCGCGUUGCGAUGGGCGACAUUGCGCUUCCCUUCCCCCUUCGCCCGGGCGCGUACGAGGCAGAGUGGCGCAUUGCGCGCGACCCCGCGGAGGGGGAACGGAGGGAGGCGGAGGAGCGGCUGGUGCGAGAGGCGGAGUGGGCGGACGGCGCGGAGGCGGAAGCUUGGCAGGAUAUGGGGCUGGGGGCGGUGAGCGGAGACGUCGUGUGCGGAAAGGGGAGGGGAAAGGGGAAGGGGCGGAAAGGAAGGAGAAUGCGCAAACCCGCGGAUUUGGGGGAUGCUCUGCGCUCCAUCAGGGGGAUUGGGCGGAGGGGGACGGGCGCACAAAGUACAGGGGGCAGGGCCUUGGGAACAGGGGCGUCGAAUGGGGGCGCGGGAUUAGAUUCCGGGGCAGCGGGUAUUGGUUCAGUGAAAGACGAGCUUGAGGAGGAGAUGGAUGACGUGGCAGCGAAGCUGGCGUUUUGGCGAAGCACUCAACAGCGAAGCGCAUUCAAGUGCUGGGAGGAGUGGCCGCUUACGAGCGGGGCGCAGGUGGUGAUCGGGGGAGCGGAGGAGCGGAGGGAGAACGAGAGGGUGGGGGAAGUCGGUGAGGAGGAAGAGGAAGAUGAGGAAACGAGAAGGGAGAGAGAACUCGAAUGGGAAGAGCACUACGGGAAUUCAGUGGAGAAGCGAACUUUUGUAAUGUGGAAGGAUACUUUUUCUACACUUCCGAACUGGACGCAUCUCGAAGCGGGGAUUAUGCUUAUAAAAGGGGAGACGGAGAGUGGACGCGAUAUGAGCGGAAUCUUUGUGGAUUGCGUUGUUCUUAGAGAGACAGGCAUACCUUGCGAGUGUUUAUGGUAA